AACAAAGUAACUCGAGACAACGAAACUACAGAGGCGUGAGGCAAAGACCAUGGGGAAAAUGGGCGGCGGAGAUCCGUGACCCGAACAAAGCAGCUCGUGUGUGGCUUGGAACAUUCGACACUGCUGAAGAAGCUGCAUUAGCAUAUGAUAAAGCUGCAUUUGAGUUUAGAGGUCACAAGGCGAAGCUUAACUUCCCCGAGCACAUUCUUAUCAACUCUACUCAUCAUCGCCAUACAUCAACCACUACUACUACUUCCCAUGAUCGGACUAUCGUAACGCCACCUCCACCAGUUGCUCCUGACAUACUUCUUGAUCAAUACGGCCAGUUUCAAACUGGAUUAAAUAGCGAUACCUGUGCCAACUUAUCCAUGACUAUGUCGCCUUCUUCUUCUUCGUUGAGUCAUCGAGGGCAUAGACCAAAACUGGAGGAUGGUGAGAACGUGAAGAACAUUGGUAUUCACAAACGAAGAAAAUAG
Molecule: messenger RNA, 476 nt
Organism: Microthlaspi erraticum
Lineage: Eukaryota; Viridiplantae; Streptophyta; Magnoliopsida; Brassicales; Brassicaceae
Source: the annotation of a GenBank genome assembly